CUUUCUGGAAACCUGUUGGUGUACAAUGCAUAUGUUUUAUUUUUUGGGUUGACAGAGAGAACAAUCGGAAGCGUACGCUCUGGUAGACAAAAAAAGAAAGCUCCCAUUAAAACUUGCUCCAUUGUUGAGUGACACAUGUUGAAGCUCAGGUGAAUGCAGCUGACGUCCACUUGAAAGGGCUGACGUUUGGAGGGAGUGUCUGGAUUCUGCCUGAGAAAAAUCACAGUAAAGAAAACACUGCCGGUAGCUGGAUUCAGAUUUGUUUAAGCCAAGAAAAUGUUCGUGGUUAGGUUUGUGGUUUAACUUCUGGAUUCUGCUGUGGGAAGUUAUGCUAUAUGGAAAUGAAGAAGUUAUGGGAGCUCCAUCGGUCUCUUACAAAUUGGCUCCUUCAGUCAGAGUGAAGAAACCUGGUUUUGGUGUUACAUAUGCAAUGUGGCUGAAGACACACCUAAUUAUUGUCCUCCUUGCAGGUCAAGCUUUUGGUGAGCUAAGCUCCACUACUCCUUCCACCGUUACCACGGGUACAACAGCUGCACAAACUUCAACAAAUACAACCACUGAACAGACAGGAGUGUUUUACUUCCUUGAUGUCACUGUUGAUGUCACUGGACCGAGGAGAAAUGAAACUGAAAUCACUGCCUGGCUUGACCAAGUUUUCCGCAGUAAGCUCAGCGAAUGCUUGUUCUCAAACACAGGACCAACAACUGCUGCAUCCACAUCUCCACAAACUUUAAAUGUGACUGAACAAUCAACAACACCACAGAUUCACAAUUCAACAACAACUGCAUUUUACAAUGUAACGCAAAACUUUAACUCAACUACAAAUGCAACGACAGACUUAAAUGGCAAUAUGACAACAGCUGCAACAACGUUAAAUAGCAACAACACCACGACAGCUGCAACAACAUUAAAUGGCAACGACACCACAACAGCUGCUACAACAUUAAAUGGCAACGACACCACAACAGCUGCUACAACAUUAAAUGGCAACGACACCACGACAGCUGCAACAACGUUAAACGGCAACGACAGCACGGCAGCUGCAACAACGUUAAAUGGCAAUGACACCACAUCAGCUGCAACAACGUUAAAUGGCAACAACACAACAACAUCUGGAAUGUUACAUGGCAACGACACGACAGCUGCAACAACGUUAGACAGAAAUAACAUAACUACAGCUGCAACAGUGUUAAAUGGCAACAAUACAACAACAGCUGCAACAACGUUAAAUGGCAACAACACAACUACAGCUGCAACAAUGUUAAAUGGCAACAAUACAACAACAGCUACAACAGUGUUAAAUGGCAACAACACAACAACAGCUGCUACAACGUUAAAUGGCAACAACACAACUACAGCUGCAACAACGUUAAAUGGCAACAACACAACUACAGUUGCAACAGUGUUAAAUGGCAACAACACAACUACAGCUACAUCAGCGUUAAAUGGCAACAACACAACUACAGUUGCAACAGUGUUAAAUGGCAACAACACAACUACAGCUACAACAACGUUAAAUGGCAAGGAAACAAGUACAGCUAAAACAACGUUAAAUGGCAACAACACAACUACAGCUACAACAACGUUAAAUGGCAAGGAAACAAGUACAGCUAAAACAACGUUAAAUGGCAACAACACAACUACAGCCACAACAGCGUUAAAUGGCAAGGAAACAACUACAGCUACAACAGCGUUAAAUGGUAACAACACAACUACAGCCACAACAAAGUUAAAUGGCAAGGAAACAACUACAGCUAAAACAGCGUUAAAUGGCAACAACACAACUACAGCUACAACAAAGUUAAAUGGCAAGGAAACAACUACAGCUAAAACAGCAUUUAAUGGCAACAACACAACUACAGCCACAACAGUGUUAAAUGGCAAGGAAACAACUACAGCUAAAACAGCGUUAAAUGGCAACAACACAACUACAGCUACAACAAAGAUAAAUGGCAAGGAAACAACUACAGCUAAAACAGCGUUAAAUGGUAACAACACAACUACAGCCACAACAGCGUUAAAUGGCAAGGAAACAACUACAGCUAAAACAGCGUUAAAUGGCAACAACACAACUACAGCUGCACCUACAAUCUUGAAAGACAAAACUAAAACUACAGCGUCACAAAGCAACAGUCCAACCACAGCUACAAGUUCAACAUUAACAAGCAACAAUCCUACCACCAGUGUAACAUCUACAACAUUAACAAGCAACAGUCCAAUGACUACCCAAACAACCAUGCUCAUAUCGACAAGUCUGCCAAAGUUAAGGAGGAAACGUUUUGCCCGGGAGAUCAACAGCAAUUUACCACAAAGCAGCAAUGACUCAUCUUUGCUUUUUCAAGGAAUGGAGGUUUCCUGCACAAAGUAA
Messenger RNA from Cyprinodon tularosa, 2368 nucleotides. RefSeq lists its product as uncharacterized. The transcript is spliced from 8 exons. Bases 329 to 2368 code for a protein of 679 amino acids. NCBI's taxonomy places the organism in Eukaryota, Metazoa, Chordata, Actinopteri, Cyprinodontiformes, Cyprinodontidae. The record is from RefSeq and is a predicted model, not a curated record.